Molecule: messenger RNA, 3837 nt
Organism: Lasiosphaeria miniovina
Lineage: Eukaryota; Fungi; Ascomycota; Sordariomycetes; Sordariales; Lasiosphaeriaceae
Exons: 3
Coding region: 1-3837 (1278 amino acids)
Biological process (GO): regulation of transcription by RNA polymerase II
Cellular component (GO): MOZ/MORF histone acetyltransferase complex
Source: RefSeq, a predicted model, not a curated record
AUGGCUCCGGUGUCCACUACACCAAGGCGCCAGGCUAGUGGUCGCCCGCGCGGCCGCCCCAAGGGCAACACCCCCGCGAGAUCUUCCCGUGCUCGAAAGAGCGCACACGACGCCCCAGCUUCGGAACCGCCCCCCAAGAGGAGAAAAUACAUUCCUGGUGGCCCAGGCGGUGGUGGCCGCUUCGUCGACGAGGACGGUAUCGAGACCCCUGCCGAGCCAACCGUCUCUACUUCCGCCCCGCGGGCCCGAAGUUCCGCAAUAACACUCUCCAACCCCGCUCCGUCAACCAUGUAUCCCCGUCGCGAGCGAAGCACGAGAAUCCGCACCGCCGUAAACCGAGAUGAUCUCGAUGAUAGACAGUAUAGCUCUGCCGCCGCCGUAGCCGCUGCUGUGGUCCAUAACGAGGGCUACAAACCACGCGAGGAGCGAGGCUGGGAGGAAUUUCAUCCCAACCUCGACAUCGAGGCGGUAUUUAUAGUCUUCCCCGCGCCAGAGGUCGAUGGAUUCCCUAAGUCGGCCCCUCCAACACCCGCUGUCCAGCAAGCUCCGACCACCCCGCUCAACGGCUCCAGCACACCAACUAAGGAGCUCCUUACCGGCACCGCCGCAGAUGGCACAAGUGGCACGCUGACAUGGCAAAGCAAACCCUCGUUUGGAGUGGCGCUACCAGACACGCCUAGCAGGCGCCGUGCUGGAAGGCCGACUCGCGACUCGGUUUCGCUUUACGCCUCUCGGCCUUUAGAUCUGGGCACAAGUCCAAAGAUCCCCAAGGUCCUCCCGAUCCAUGGCCAGACCUCCAAGGAGAAGCUUGACCUCAAGCUGCCAUCCUACCGAAAAACCGACCGGAUCUCGCUCUUCGAGAGCAAAACCUUUGGCCAGGCAAGAUAUGUUGACAAAUCCAUGAUGAAUGUGGGCUACCAAGAAAGCGACCACUUCAUCAGGCCCGAGGGCAAGCUGAUAAAGUCGGUCGACGCCAAUGUGGAGGAGGAUAUUGAUCAAACUGUGGCGGUCAAGGUCGACAUCGACCCUAUCCAGCACACUGCCGGGGCGGCGGGCCGUGUUGAAUACGACAUGGACGAACAGGAUGAUAUGUGGCUGGAGAAGCUCAACUCGCAACGCAAAGGUUCUGAUCUUGACCCGAUAACGCGCGAGAUAUUUGAGAUCACAAUCACCAAGAUCGAGAAGGAAUGGCAUGCUCUCGAGAAGAGAAUACCGAAGCCAAAUCCAAAACCCCCGCAGACGCACAGGCCGAGGUCAAGUUCAGCCGCCGCGGUCAAUGGUGAGCCUCAGGUCGGCGAAGAGCAGGACAGCAAGUGCGCCAUCUGUGACGAUGGCGAUUGCGAAAACACAAAUGCCAUUGUCUUCUGUGACGGCUGCGACCUGGCCGUCCAUCAGGAGUGCUAUGGCGUGCCUUUUAUCCCCGAGGGCCAGUGGCUGUGUCGCAAAUGCCAGCUGAUUGGACGUGGAAUUCCUACGUGCAUAUUCUGUCCAAACACGGAUGGCGCAUUCAAACAGACCAACUCGUCAAAAUGGGCACAUCUUCUCUGCGCAAUGUGGAUUCCCGAGGUGUCCCUCGGCAACCACACCUUCAUGGAGCCGGUAAUGGAGGUGGAAAAGGUGCCCAGGACGAGGUGGAAGUUGUCGUGCUACAUAUGCAACCAACGCAUGGGCGCCUGCAUCCAGUGUUCGAACAAAAGUUGCUACCAGGCCUUCCAUGUAACGUGUGCCAGGAGGUGUCGGCUGUAUCUGAAGAUGAAGAACAGCCAGGGCGCCCUUGCCGUCCUCGACGGAACCCUACCUCUCAAGGCCUUUUGCGACAAGCACUGCCCCCAGGAUCAUGCCAAAGAGAACGCCGUCAGCCAGGCCACAAGAGAAGCAAAACGCUUCUACAAGCGCACGAUGAAGGGCCGCAUCUGGGCCGACAGCCAGGCCUCGGCUCUCCAGAUAGCCGCUACUCAUCGCCACGCUAUCACUGAACACCCGCCCGACGAGUCGCAGAUGACAGGCGCUAAAGUGUCAGCGGUCCUGGCCGACAAGAAGAAGGGCCAACCUGGCAAACACAUCUGGAAGCUACCCUCGGGCGCCCCCAUCAUCCCCCAAGCAGUAUACGACUUGGUUGAGAGCUCACUCGCACGUUUUAAUAUUCGCAAGCGUAAGGACUUUGUCGGAGAGGCGUGUCGAUACUGGACGCUCAAACGUGAGGCUCGCCGUGGCGCUGCCCUGCUCAAGCGGUUACAGCUGCAGAUGGAAACCUUUUCGUCUAUGGAGCUCACACGCCGCAAUUUUGCGGCUAUGGGCCCGUCUGGCAAGACGCGCCUGACAAGGAGAAUCGAGUUUGCCCGGGGCCUCAUCAAGGACCUUGAACAGCUUAAGGCGCUAUCGGAAGAUGUUGUCCAGCGUGAGGCCAGCAAGCUCGAGGCCGCCGAGAUGGAACUCGACUUUGUCGACAACUGCUACUUUCCUGUCUACAGGAUGCUGGUGCCAGUGGUUGAGAGGGCGCUCCAGCUCGACAAGAACAUCUUCAAGCCAGGGUUGGCGGGCUUGCAGGAGAAGCUGGAUGUACGCUUCUACACCACCUGCCUACAAUUUGCGCAUGACCUCUGCGAGGCAGUCAGUGCGGGAAUAAACGCAGCAGCGAAGCUGUCGGCAGCCGAGGAGCCGCGAGUUGAUUCCCUAGAUGCCUCGCCAGCUAAACACAACGACUACUCGGGGGUAAAAGACAGACGACGACUUGGCAAGAGGAUACUUAAAUCAGUCCAGCCGCACCUCGAAGCAGCUUUGAGGGCUGAGGCGGAUAUAUGUGCCAAGCCUUUUGACGCUCUCUUGAUGGAGCUCAAAGGCAUGGUAGAUGCCAGUCUCGAAGUGAAACAGCCAACCAUCACAGUAUCGCAGGACGACAAUACCGGGACAGACCCUAGCCAAGACGUUGAGAUGCUAGACGCGCCGGAAGAGGCCCAGAUUAUUGUGGCUGCUGAUCAGCUCGCUGGCGUGGUGGUUGCCAAAGCUGAAGCAGGAAUCGACGAUGACGAUGCCGAUGAGGUCAUGGCCGAGACGGAUGCCGUUGUGGCUGUAAACGGAAUUAGUACGUCACGACGUCGACACGGCGCCGAUGUCAGUAUUGAGGUGAACACAUCCGCCGAUCACCUCGAUGGCGAGGACGAAACUUCGAACCCAAACGGCAAUGGUGUCUCGUCCAAUAACUCAGUCGUGGGCGAACAGCAGGCUGCUAAAUCGCAAGGAGAUGAUCACAGGCACCAUCAUUCUCCCCCGGGCCAGUUGACCAACGGCGCUAGCUUCAAAGAAUCGGACUCUCCCCCAUCCCUGACGGCUGGGAGUGUCUACGGUUCAGUCGUACUGCAUCCGUCAUCGAACUCCAAUGGCAACGGUAGCAGCAAUGGGAACACCAUCAGCAACGGCAGCGGAGGUCCCCUGACGCCGCCGCAGUCCAACGGCAGCUUUGGAAGGGACCCGACCAACAUACUCGCCGAGGGUGGGCUGCCGUGGUACUUGCAGGGCUUCGCACUCAAGGGCACGUCGGCUGUGGAGGAGCAGUGGACGGGCCGUGACGCGGUGCGCAGCCUAAGCGAGGAGCUCACUGACAUGGACGACGAAGCGCUCAAGGACCUCGAGUUUGACGUCGACGACGACACCAUCACGGCGUCGCCCGUCAACGCAUCUUCUACCGACAAGGACCACCGCCAUAUUAAUGACAGUAUUAGUGGCUCGUCGUCUCUGUUGUCGGUGAACUCCGCAUCGACGCCAGGGAGUGCUAAGCGCGUGAGGGCCAAUCCUGCCAUGUUCAGGAAGGGCGUGCGGUCGUCAGCGAGGAAGCGGUGA